Messenger RNA from Dermochelys coriacea (leatherback sea turtle), 4273 nucleotides. It is a transcript of the gene TCF7L2, whose product is annotated as transcription factor 7 like 2. Gene Ontology annotation, molecular function: RNA polymerase II cis-regulatory region sequence-specific DNA binding; DNA-binding transcription factor activity, RNA polymerase II-specific. Lineage: Eukaryota; Metazoa; Chordata; Testudines; Dermochelyidae. The coding region runs from base 663 to 2498 and encodes 611 amino acids. The record is from RefSeq and is a predicted model, not a curated record. Gene Ontology annotation, cellular component: beta-catenin-TCF complex; catenin-TCF7L2 complex. The transcript is spliced from 14 exons. Gene Ontology annotation, biological process: canonical Wnt signaling pathway; regulation of transcription by RNA polymerase II.
CUCCUGCAUCUCAUUAAGUGCCUAGUGUGUGUCUCUCUCCCUGUCAAUAAUCCCGGAUCCUAGACUUCUCCGUUCCUCCGGAUUUCGAUCCCCCUUUUUCUAUCUGUCAAUCAGCGCCGCCUUUGAACUGAAAAGCUCUCAGUCUAACUUCAACUCACUCAAACCCGAGCGGCACGGGCUCCCUAUGUCUGCGGCGUCUGCCCCCCUCUCCAGCUGACUUCUUGUUUGGUUUGUUUGUAUUUUUUUUUUAAACAAUAACUCCCUUCCUCCCCCCCCCCCGCGGCUCUUUUUUGUGUAAUUAUUAUUAUUCUCACAUUGGGCGUGAGGGGUUUGUGCGCCUUUGGCACGUUGAUCAGCUCCCUGGAAGGAAGGAAGGAAGGAAGAGAGAGAGAGAGAGAGAGAGGGGGGGGAAUCCAGAAGAAGGAGAAGAAGAAACUCAAAGUCACUGGUGCGGAGAGGAAAGGAAAGACAUUUCCCUCCCCUCCACCUCCUUCUUUUUCCCCUCCCCAGGAGGAAAGAGAGAAGAAGAAGAAGAAAAUCCCUUCACCUUGGACUUUCCCCCCCUUUCCCCCCCCCCGUGCAAAACUUUUUUCCUUUCCCCCCCCCCCCCUCCCCUUUCCCUUUUUGCAAAAUUGCUGCCGGUGGGGUGAGCCGGCAGGAAAAUGCCGCAGCUGAACGGCGGUGGAGGAGACGACUUGGGGGCCAACGAUGAGCUGAUCUCUUUCAAAGACGAAGGGGAGCAGGAGGAGAAGAUCUCGGACAACUCCUCGGCAGAGCGGGAUUUAGCCGAUGUCAAGUCCUCCCUGGUCAAUGAAUCGGAAACGAAUCAAAACAGCUCCUCAGACUCGGAGGCGGAGAGGCGGCCCCCGCCUAGGUCCGAAACUUUCAGAGAUAAAUCGAGGGAAAGUUUAGAAGAAGCUGCGAAAAGGCAAGAUGGAGGGUUGUUUAAGGGCCCACCGUACCCUGGUUAUCCUUUUAUAAUGAUCCCCGACCUGACCAGCCCGUACCUCCCCAAUGGAUCGCUCUCUCCAACUGCAAGAACAUAUCUCCAGAUGAAAUGGCCACUGCUUGAUGUUCAGGCAGGGAGCCUUCAGAGUAGACAAGCCCUCAAGGAUGCUAGGUCUCCAUCUCCAGCACACAUUGUUUCUAACAAAGUGCCAGUUGUGCAGCACCCGCACCAUGUACACCCUCUCACGCCGCUUAUCACGUACAGCAAUGAGCAUUUCACACCAGGAAACCCUCCUCCACAUUUACCAGCCGACGUAGAUCCAAAAACAGGAAUUCCAAGGCCUCCGCAUCCUCCGGAUAUAUCUCCUUAUUAUCCGUUAUCACCGGGCACUGUAGGGCAAAUCCCCCAUCCGCUAGGAUGGUUAGUACCACAGCAAGGUCAACCAGUUUACCCAAUCACAACAGGGGGAUUCCGGCAUCCCUACCCAACAGCUUUGACUGUCAAUGCUUCCAUGUCAAGCUUUCUCUCCUCUAGGUUUCCUCCACAUAUGGUCCCGCCACAUCAUAGUUUACAUACGACUGGAAUCCCUCAUCCGGCCAUAGUCACACCAACAGUCAAACAGGAAUCUUCCCAGAGUGAUGUUGGCUCACUCCACAGCUCAAAACAUCAGGACUCCAAAAAAGAAGAAGAGAAAAAGAAGCCACACAUAAAGAAACCUCUUAAUGCAUUCAUGUUGUAUAUGAAGGAAAUGAGAGCAAAAGUCGUAGCAGAAUGCACAUUGAAAGAGAGUGCAGCCAUCAAUCAAAUCCUUGGUCGAAGGUGGCACGCAUUAUCCAGAGAAGAACAAGCUAAAUACUAUGAGCUAGCGAGAAAGGAACGACAGCUCCAUAUGCAGCUUUACCCAGGCUGGUCCGCACGGGAUAACUAUGUAGGUGGCUAUGGAAAGAAGAAGAAGAGGAAAAGGGAUAAGCAGCCAGGAGAGACCAAUGAACACAGCGAAUGUUUCCUAAAUCCUUGCCUUUCACUUCCUCCGAUUACAGAUGCAAAUACUCCAAAGAAGUGUCGGGCAUUGUUCGGGCUUGACCGACAGAGUUUAUGGUGCAAACCAUGCAGGAGAAAAAAAAAGUGCGUUCGCUACAUACAAGGUGAAGGCAGCUGCAUCAGCCCACCCUCUUCAGAUGGAAGCUUACUAGACUCUCCUCCUUCUUCUCCUAACAUGCUAGCCUCCCCCACAAGAGACUCAAAACCGCAGACUGAACAAACACAACCCCUCUCGCUAACAUUGAAACCCGACCCGCUGGCACACCUCUCCAUGAUGCCGCCACCGUCCUCCUUAGUCCUGACCGAAAGCUCUGCUAGCAAGCCCAGCGCCCUGUCUGCUACUGAUUGUCAGAACGGGCCAUUGGAUCAUCCGCCUGCCACUUUACAGCUGUCAGCAGCACCAUCCUCAUCGUUAGCCCAACCUUCGACAUCCUCCUUGCAUUCCCAUAAUUCUUUGGCUGGGACACAGCCCCAGCCACUGUCACUUGUAACCAAGUCUUUAGAAUAGCUUUAGCCUCUUUAGCCCUUGCUUUUUUAAAAUUGUGUUGGGUUGGAUUUUUUUGUCCUUUUUGUUUGUUUUUUAAAUUUUGUUUUAUUUUUUAAUUUGUGCCAUAUGGCUACAUUAGUUGAUGUUUAUCGAGUUCAUUGGUCAAUAUUUGACCCAUCGUUAUUUCAAUUUAUCCUUUUAAAUAUGUAGAUGAGAAAAAGCCUCAUGAUUCUGCCAAAAUUUUUAUCAACAGCUGUUUAAAGUCUUUGUAGCGUUUAAAAAUAUAUAUAUAUAUAUAUAUACAUAACUGUUAUGUAGUUCUGAUAGCUUAGUUUUAAAGACUGAUUUUAAAAAUUAAAAAAAAAAAGAAGCAAUUUUGAAACAGCCCUUGCAGAAGGUGUUGGUUCUUUAUUAUUUGUAUUAAAUACGAGCUUGCGAACCAAUCAUUUUACAUCUGGUUUUUAAACCUUUAAGGGCACAAUGAAUGCAGUGCCGCUACUUUUUUUUUCUUCCUCGUGUGAAACAACUUUUAUUGUGAUGUUACUUGUUAUUGUUUAAAUGUACAGAAACAAAAGGGUUAAAAUGUGUUAAUAAACCUUGUUCCAUGGUGUUGUUCUUUUUGGGGGAGGGAAUGCUACUCAACAAUUAAAAGUAUCACAACGCUAUUGGACCAGUAGUAUUUAUUGCUUUAGAAAUUGCUUGUUGUAUCUGUAUGUUGUCCAUUUUUAAAUAUGUUUUUUCCCUUUUUUUUCUUGAAACAUUGUAUAAAGUUUUUUUCCUUAGUGUAAGCAUCUUAUAUAUAACAACUCAUUUGUACAAGGUUUUUAAGUUUAUAUAUAAAUGUGUAUAUAUAUAUUUUUCCGGGGGUGGGGGGUUGUUUUGAUUUUUUUUUCCUGUAUGAAACACAGUUGCCACCAAAUGGACAUUUGCAGAUGCAUUUUAAAGGAUCAAUAGUGUAAAAGUAAAUAAAUGACAAACAAAAAUUGCUUUAAAAGCCAUUACACAUACAAAAAGACUUGAAAAAUUAGCAAGGGACUUUUUAGCAACGCUGUUUGAAAAAUAGCAACGUCCAAGUGUCUCUCAUUCAGAACUGCAGUUGAAUUCCCUGCGACAUUAGAACUGUAGACCGUGUGCAAAAUCUUUGUGCCAAAAUUCUCAGUGACUUAACUUUCUCCCAACAACUCUAUUUUUUUUAAAUGCUGUAAUUUUUUUGUUCAUCAUGUUUUGCUGUGAUGUUACAUAGGUAGAUAUGUAUGUAGUUUUAAUGUCACCUAUAACAGACGUGUUUGGUAGCAGAUUGUCCGGAAAGCAUUUAAAAUGAAGAGGUAUAAACCCUUAAGGGCCAAAUUCUGUAUAUUAGAUUUCUCAUAAAGGGAAAAUCAGACUGCCACUUUUAUGUACACUUACUACAUACAGGUAGGUAGCAAACUUAAAACAAACAAACAAAAAAACCUAGGCAUGUUGAUGUUGCAAAAAAAACAAAAAACAAAAAAAAACCCGCUGUAUAAAGCUGAAAAAUUGUUCAUCUGUUCAUUCAGUGCCAUUGUAGUUGACAUGAAGCGAUUGUAAAACUGUCUCCGGUUUUUCUCUGGUUUAUUAAGAUGCUAACUAUAACAUUUUUUGUGAAUACUUUGAAUGUUUCCUAACAGUUGUGAUGUUACUGUUCCGUUUUAUGCUCUUAUUCCGAUUUUCAUUUUUAAUGGUUUGGAAGCCAUUUUUGUAAUGAAUAAAUGUUCAUGCUGUACAGUAUCUGUAGCAUGCAGUUCUGGAUUAAUAAAAGCAACUUAGUAUGUGCA